AUGUCGAGCCAAGAAGAAGGCCAAGGCGGCCUCCACACUGAAAGCCAUCAAAAUCAUCAGCAGGGACAGCAGCCCGUCCAACAUCAACAUCCAGCACCGAUAGCACCCCUGCAGAGCUCUGACAGCCAGUUCCAAUGUCAGUGGGUAGGGUGCGCUGAUAGAGCGCCCAACGCUGAGACGCUCUAUGAACACGUUUGCGAAAGCCACAUCGGUCGCAAAAGUACCAACAACCUCAAUCUGACUUGUGCCUGGGGUACCUGUCGCGUCACUGUUGUAAAACGCGAUCACAUCACAUCACACAUUCGUGUUCAUGUACCUUUAAAGCCACACCGAUGCGACUUUUGUGGCAAGGCCUUCAAGAGGCCUCAGGAUUUGAAGAAGCACGUUAAGACUCAUGCCGACGACUCAAACCUCGGACAAAACGCUGGGACCAAUGGAGCCAAUCGUGGCCAUCAGAAUGGGCAAAAUGGAGGAUACAAUGCACAGGCUCAGAACAAGAACAUGGUCACUGACUUGCAAACCCUCGCUUCUACAGCGGCAGGAUUCUUUCCUGAGCACCAGCAACCCCUUCACUCGAAUAUGCCUAUGGGAUAUCCUCAGCAACCAGUUCAAAAUGGCUCACAGUAUUCGUAUGCACCCACACAGCAAGCGUCUUACUCCUAUGGCAACGUCUCUUACGCUGUCGACCAUGAAGGAAACAGCCACCCUGUUGAGACUCAUAAGCAAGGUCUCGAGUCCAUCAAGAAUCUGGUAGUAGAUACUCAACGUGGCUCAUUCGAUCCGACCUCUUACUCCCAGAUCGGAGCGCGUCUGUCAGCUAUUCAAGGUAGUCAGCUACCUUUCCUUCCAGGCCAAUCCAUAGGCGAUUACCAAUCUAUCCAGUCUGGGGAUGGGCCGGAAGCAAGUGUCUAUGCACCGACAGCGCAGUAUUCCCUGCCGAUGGUCCCAAAUUUGAGGACUAAGGAUGACCUCUUGAAUGCCGACCAUGUCUUCCAAGCCAUGCAAUCAACUAUCUACGACAACGCCAACAAUGUUGCUGCAGCUGGGCUCGGUCAGCCUGGUGCUCAUUACGUCCAGCGUCAAAGCCACUCCCCCCCGGGAUUGCAACUACCAACUGCACACAAUGCAAGCUUUGCACCCAACAUGCGUGCUUCACCAACGCAUUCCAACCACGAUGCCACCCCUGCCUUGACGCCGCCUUCAAGCGCUGGUUCACAUGACUCAGACCACUCACCACAUUCAGUUCAUAGCAACAGCGGAAUUUCUAGGGCCCCACGUGCUGGCAUGUACCCCACGUUGCCAGGAUCGACCUCAGAUACAGUGUCCCAUCCUUCAAGCAUGGCGCCAACAUCUACACUCCGAUCUCAACCAGAGCAUCAACACCGACAUGGUGGAGGAAGACUCCAGAAAGCUGCUCCUUCUCGUACCCCCAGGCAUGGAGAUGUGAUGGACACUUCGGAUGACAGCCCUAAGAGAGCUUUCUCUAGCUCAUCCUCCGCGGCGAGCCCGGUUUCGAAGCCGGUGACUCGCCGCAACAUCGACUUCUCCUCUUCUAACCUUGAUCCGGCUCUGGGAGGUGUGGCAUCCCCAUCAUCCGGCGAACUGGAUGAGGGAGCAAUCAAAGAUAACGAGGAGUGGGUUGGCAAUGCUCGUACUAUCGAGGCCUUGAGGACGUGGAUCAAGAUGAGACUUGAGAAUCAUGAGUAUGCUAGUAAUGAAGAGGAAGAAACCGCGGUGAAGGAGGAAACACCCAGCUUAUACCCUGUCCUUGCUGGGGUAUAG
This is a messenger RNA of Letharia columbiana, 1782 nucleotides long. RefSeq lists its product as uncharacterized. The transcript is spliced from 3 exons. The record is from RefSeq and is a predicted model, not a curated record. The coding region runs from base 1 to 1782 and encodes 593 amino acids. Gene Ontology annotation, cellular component: nucleus. Gene Ontology annotation, biological process: positive regulation of transcription by RNA polymerase II. NCBI's taxonomy places the organism in Eukaryota, Fungi, Ascomycota, Lecanoromycetes, Lecanorales, Parmeliaceae.